This is a messenger RNA of Syngnathoides biaculeatus (alligator pipefish), 4811 nucleotides long. RefSeq names its product synaptic vesicle glycoprotein 2A-like. The transcript has 13 exons. Bases 269 to 2485 code for a protein of 738 amino acids. The record is from RefSeq and is a predicted model, not a curated record. Lineage: Eukaryota; Metazoa; Chordata; Actinopteri; Syngnathiformes; Syngnathidae. Gene Ontology annotation, biological process: transmembrane transport; chemical synaptic transmission. Gene Ontology annotation, cellular component: membrane. Gene Ontology annotation, molecular function: transmembrane transporter activity.
GGCAUUUGGACGUCGACCAGUAAAGGAGGAAAAGGAGGAAAAAAAAAAGUGAGGGGAGCGAAGACAGCAGAAAGGAGCCGCUUCACAUUGCCUGCACGAAAAGAGACAUCAAAUCCUUAGAAUAAGGGUUGGUCGCACACAGGCAGCACCGUCCCAGGAGUUCUCCGUGUUGCCUUCAGGAAUCCACUUCACCCCUGCCUGAUGUGUUUGGACCACUCCUGAUCCCGAAGCAAACGAGAACGAGAAGUCAGCACCUGCGCAUCCCGAGAUGGACGACGACAGCCGUUACCGAGACAAUCGCUCCGACUUCAUCCGCGGCGCCAAGGACAUCGCCAAGGUUGCCAAGAAGCAGGUGGGCAAGAAGAUGGGGCGCGGCGUGGACAAGAUGGCCGACGAGUACACCCGCCGCUCCUACAAGCGUUUCGAGGAGGAAGACGACGACGACGACUACGCCGGGGUCCCGGGCGGCGAAGAUGGAGGCGGAGGCUACUACCGCAACGACAGCCGCGCCAACGACGACGACGCCCACAGCGACUCCACCGAGGGCCACGACGAGGACGAUGAGAUCUACGAGGGCGAGUACCAGGGCAUCCCGCGUGGGGACUCGGCCAAGGCGGAUGGCGCACCGGUGCAGGCGCAGGCGCAGCACUUCCGCGACCUGUCGGCGUACGAGGGCGAGCGCAGGAAGGACCAGGAGGAGCUGGCCCAGCAGUACGAGACCAUCCUGCAGGAGUGCGGCCACGGAAAGUUCCAGUGGACGCUUUACUUCGUGCUGGGUUUGGCGCUCAUGGCCGACGGCGUGGAGAUCUUCGUGGUGGGCUUUGUGCUGCCCAGCGCCGAAAAGGACAUGUGCCUGUCGGAGCCCAACAAGGGCAUGCUGGGCCUGAUCGUGUACCUGGGAAUGAUGGUGGGCGCGUUCGUGUGGGGCGGCCUGGCCGACCGCAUCGGGCGGCGGCAGACGCUGCUCAUCUCGCUGUCCAUCAACAGCGUAUUCGCCUUCUUCUCGUCCUUCGUGCAAGGCUACAGUUCCUUCCUCUUCUGCCGGCUGGCCUCCGGAGUCGGCAUCGGAGGCUCCAUACCCAUCGUGUUUUCCUACUACUCUGAGUUUCUGGCUCAGGAGAAGCGAGGAGAGCACCUGAGCUGGCUCUGCAUGUUCUGGAUGAUCGGCGGCAUCUACGCCUCGGCCAUGGCCUGGGCCAUCAUCCCACACUACGGCUGGAGCUUCCAGAUGGGCUCGGCCUACCAGUUCCACAGCUGGCGGGUCUUCGUGCUGGUGUGCGCCUUCCCCUCGGUGGCGGCCAUCUCCGCGCUCACCACCAUGCCCGAGAGCCCACGCUUCUACCUGGAGAAUGGGAAACACGACGAGGCCUGGAUGAUUCUGAAGCAGGUGCACGACACCAACAUGAGGGCCAAAGGAUAUCCCGAGAGGGUCUUCUCUGUGACCACCAUCAAAACGGUGAAGCAGAUGGACGAGCUGGUCAACCUGGGAGACGGCGCCGCCUGGCACGAGAAGUGGAGGAUAAAGCUCACCUCCCUUUUCCAUCAGGUGUGGAGUAAUUUCCAGACAGUUUUCUCCCCUGAGUACCGCCGCACCACAUACAUGAUGAUGGCCGUCUGGUUCUCCAUGUCCUUUAGCUACUACGGUCUGACCGUAUGGUUCCCGGACAUGAUCAAGUACCUUCAGAAGCAAGAGUAUGCCUCACGCACCAAAGUCUUCGUCAAGGAGAAGGUGGAACAUGUCACCUUCAACUUCACUCUGGAGAACCAGGUGCACCGCCAGGGGGAGUACUUCAAUGACAAAUUCAUGAACCUGAAAAUGAGGUCGAUGGUGUUUGAAGACUCGUUGUUUGAGGAGUGCUACUUUGAGGACAUCACCUCCAGUAACACUUUCUUCAAGAACUGUACCUUUAUCGCCACCCUCUUCUACAACACAGACCUGUUCAAGUACAGGUUGGUCAACAGCCGGCUGAUCAACAGCACCUUCCUUCACAACAAGGAGGGCUGCUUGCUGAGCGACGUGAGCGACGAGAACAACGCCUACAUGGUCUACUUUGUCAGCUUCCUGGGCACCUUGGCCGUGUUGCCGGGCAACAUCGUGUCGGCGCUGCUUAUGGACAAGAUCGGACGGCUCCGGAUGCUCGCGGGGUCCAGCGUGAUUUCCUGCGUCAGCUGCUUCUUCCUGUCCUUCGGCAACAGCGAGUCGGCCAUGAUCGCGCUGCUCUGCCUGUUCGGCGGCAUCAGCAUCGCCUCCUGGAACGCGCUGGACGUGCUGACCGUCGAGCUCUACCCGUCCGACAAGAGGACCACGGCCUUCGGCUUCCUGAACGCGUUGUGCAAGCUGGCGGCCGUGCUGGGCAUCAGCAUCUUCACGUCCUUCGUGGGCAUCACCAAGGCGGUGCCCAUCCUCUUCGCCUCGGGGGCGCUGGCGGCCGGCAGCUUCCUGGCCCUCAAACUGCCCGAGACCAGGGGUCAAGUGCUGCAAUAGUCAAACGCCGCGCAGGUGAGCGAGGCGGCGCUUGCGCUUCUGGCCCAAUUGGAAUCGUGACGCAAUUUUCUACACGCCUCAAAAAACGGAUGCGGAUGUCGGGGGUCCGAGGACUGGGGGGCUCCCGACGGUGAGCUGCGCAAAAUAUUUGAUGCCUCUUUGUUGUCCUUUCUUUUCUUUUGUUUUAUUUUUGAGGUGAUUUUGUUGACAAUGAAGCGUUCGGGCUCCGUUUUGUUCCGGCAGCGCUUAGCGGAGCUCCCUUUUGCCCUUUAAAAAGUUUCUUUACAAUCGAGUUGAAAGUCAUCAAGCGUCCGUGGAAAGCACAAGCGAAAGCGUGCGUUCUCUCAUUUUGUGAAACCCUUUCCCAGAGAAAUGCCUUUUUUUGUACUUCCCCCGACACGUCUUACGCAUGUCAAGUGGACGGAUGUACUGGAUGCGCACGUAUAUAAAUGUGUGUACCGUUUGUACGCGUAUGACCGCCGGGAGCUCCCAACGCACGGAACGGACGUUUCAAAAUGGCGCUGCAAAAGGGAGACGGCGAAAACCUGGCGACGUCAAACGCGCCGUUCGUCGCGUGGCGAACGGACGACGGCAAAUGAGGAAAUGGAGGGAGGUCGCGUUAGUCCAAAAGGAGGAGGCGGUAACGAUAAAUCAAUGAAUCGACACUUAAUCCUUAUUCAAAUUUAUCGGGGGACCUACUUUCGUUGUCAAUCGUCGGAAUCCUCGAAAAUUUCAGCCUCUCCGCGGCAAAUAUUCUCCGAUUUCCCUCGUCCUCUACGAAAGCGGCCCGAUUAUCGUUUGUGUCGGAAAACAUUUGCAAACAUCCGCAUUUGUGCUGAUUUUCUGACGCAUUACGGACCCGACCAGCCACCGAAUCGUCAUCCAUUUAUGGAAAUGAGAAACAAUUGAGCAAAAUGAUGGUUAAUUGCAGGCCGAGUAUGACGUGUAGCGGAAACCCGAAGCCGCCUCGGAAGCCAAAUACCAAACGGGUCGUCGCGGCUCUCAGUUUGAAAAAUGUUGUUUGAAUGCUUCUGGCGUCAAAUCGCUUCACUUUGGAUUUUCUUUCAUCACUAAGCAAAAAUAAUCAGCGAUUAAACACUCAUCGGGGAGUUAAAAAGUUGUGCAAUAGUCAAGUUGUGAUUUGAUUAUUGGAAUUAUGGAUGGGAAAAGCCUCAGAAUGAUGGAUCGCGACCAUUUCCGCAGUCUCUACUUUGCCGCCGCGUUCGGAGCCGAAACCAACGUGAAAUUUGCAUGCGUGGAUUUUCUUCUCAUUAGCGAAGCAUGAGAAGCAAAACAGAGCAGCCAAGUGGAUCACAGCUAAAGCUACGCUAACAUUAGCAUCAGUUUUUUUUUUUUUUUUUUUUUUCUGCCGUCCGUCGCAGGUGCGCAGAUGACGUGGUGAAAAAGCCGCGUUACUGGCUUCUCGCUUUUUGGAGCGCGAGCUAUUUGGAAAGUAUUGACAGAAACGCGAUCAACUCGAUAAAUAAUCCUAAUGACCUGUGUGAAGUGAAACGUUAGCGUGAUCAGUGUGCAAUAUUUAACCCCUCCUGUGCAAUAUCCGCCACCGUCUUGAUUUUUUUUUUCAGAUGUGUUGUGUUUUGGGGCAAAAUUCCAGAAACAGAUUAGAUGUACCACGCAGGGCUUGACCACUAGGUGGCGCUCAUAACGUUUCUAAACAAGAUUUACUGCCAAGGGCUGAGAGGGUAACAGCACAGGGUAGACUCAACAAAAAACGCGGCAAAAGUCAUUCACGUACGUUCACGAGCAUCGUUUAUGUCCGAACUGCCAUUUUGUAGGAUAGCAGCCAUAAAUAAUAAUAAUAAUAAAUACGACUUUAUAUACAGUACAGGGUGGCCGCCAAACUUUUUGCAAGCGCUUCAUUUUUUGCACAUUUGAUGUUGUUACAGCCUUGCUCCAAAAUGCAUUCCCGUCAUUUUGCACCUCAAAAUUCUGCACACGACUCCCAAUAAUCACAAGAUGAAAUUGAUUUUCGGGGGGCAGUAGAAGGGCGGGGAAAUAUUGUGUAAAUUCUAUUUAAAAACAAACAAACAAAAAAAAAAUCAUGUUUUUCAUCAACAUAUUGGAUUGGAUCGUUCUGGCAAGUCCACAUACCCAGAACUUAAAAGUUCCCGAUCUACUGUUCUGGAAAAUCGAACAAAUUCAUUUCUCCUCCCUGGAAAAGUUCGCCACACAACAGCAAAAUUGUUGCCAAAGUGAAAUUUCAGAUUCAGAUGUUUACUUUGUAAUGCUGUGGAAUUCUGAGGGGGGGGGGGGGAACAUUUCAGUAGAAUUUUUGCGGAUGUUUAAAAAAAAAAAAAAAAUCACA